AUGAGUGCUGUAUUAGCUCGUCUUAAGGUGCUAGAAAGUCAGGUAGUUUCGGAAAACACGCAAUCGCCGGCACAACGUAAUGCGCGACCCAUUUCGCCGCCACCGUCGGGGCUCCAUGAUUCAAACGUACGUUCGUUACCGUUGCCCGAUCGGUCCGCCUCAUCAAACGAUGUUCCACGACGUGCUGGGACGCCGCCGGUUCCGCUGCGCCUGCCGAAUCCGUUGCAAACAGAUCGGGUAGUUGGUUCUAAUUCCGAAUGUGUAGUCGAUGCAGACGCCGAAAACGAGGAGUCCGGUCUGGUGACUGCAUGUCUCCAAGGUCAAGAUCCGAGUCCACCUUCAGAAGACUACAUGCCGCAACCUUCUACUUCUGGGACACAAGGGUCCACGAAUACCCUUAUCUCGCCUGCCGCUGAGGAACAACGGGAUGUCCUGUUUAAGAGGAAAAGAAAGGAGGGAAGAGCCCGAGGACGGCCUCAUGUCAGGAGAAGCCGUAUAGACGAU
This is a messenger RNA of Iphiclides podalirius (scarce swallowtail), 504 nucleotides long. The record is from the annotation of a GenBank genome assembly. Lineage: Eukaryota; Metazoa; Arthropoda; Insecta; Lepidoptera; Papilionidae.